Messenger RNA from Parasteatoda tepidariorum (common house spider), 3782 nucleotides. Its product is annotated as putative monocarboxylate transporter 5. The record is from RefSeq and is a predicted model, not a curated record. Gene Ontology annotation, biological process: transmembrane transport. Gene Ontology annotation, molecular function: monocarboxylic acid transmembrane transporter activity. NCBI's taxonomy places the organism in Eukaryota, Metazoa, Arthropoda, Arachnida, Araneae, Theridiidae.
UGCAAAUAUUGUGUCGCCGAUUAACUUCCUUCUUUUCAAGAGUUGUUCAGAUAACUUACAUGCCAGUACUGUACAUUUUUCAAAACAGUCGAGCUUCAUCAAAACUCAAUGAGUACUAAAUUUGAACCGUUAGUGCUGUAAGAUCGUUGAAAAUCAAGAUGGUGAAUUUGGAAAUGCCCGAUGAAGGGUGGGCAUGGGUGAUUGCUGGUGCAGGUUGUAUGAUCAAUAUGCUGUUAUCUGGAUUAUCCAGGAUGAUCGGUAUUUUGUAUGUUUAUGUUUUUCAACAGUAUAAUGUAACGAGACAGGAAGCCUCUUUCCCUUUUGCUGUGAGGAAUUCUAUACGAAUGUGCUCAGGUCCAUUGGUUGGUAUCGUAGGUCAAAGUUUUGGCAUACGGACAGUGACAUUCUGUGGAGGAGUAAUCGCAGCACUAGGGGCAGCGCUGUGUUGCAUUGCACCGAAUAUAACCUGGCUGACUGUUUUUUGGGGUGGAAUGCAUGGUGUUGGAUUUGCUUUUGCUAACACACUCUUCCAGGUAGUUGUAAAUCAAUAUUUUGAGAAAUAUAGGGCUACAGCAUCAGGAAUAGCUUUAUCAGGAGCUUGUGUUGGAAGUUUAGGUUUUCCUAUUUUGAUCGAAACUGUGCUAGACACCUAUGGACUUAGUGGAGGUUUUCUCAUUCUUGGCGGCGUCAUUUUGAAUGUUCUACCGCCAGCACUCAUGCUCAAAUCACCAUCAUGGGUGGAAAAUCCUGAAAAAUAUGCCAGACUAUUGGCUCGCAAAAAAGCUGAAGAAGCAGCCAAGCUGAAAGAAUCGGUUGAAACAAUUGAUACAGAUGUUACAAUAAUUUUGGAGCAACAUGAAAUUGAAAACGUUUGUAAUCAAAAGAGGUUGGCCCGCCAGAGGUCUCUGAGUAACAAUCCAGCUGAGGAGCUAGUGUACCCCAUUAACAGCAACCAUCUUGAAGACACUAAAGGAAUUUUCUCACAUCUCAGGGGAAAUGAAAGUUUUCCAAAUUCUGAGGAAGAACAGAGAGUCGUUUGCACUCGAUACAAAAUGAAACAGUGCCACGUUUCUCCCACCCUCGAAGAAGAAGAAGAAGUAGAAAACAAUGGGCAAUUGCACACGAUAUCGGAACAAGUGGCUGAAAAAAAUGGCGACAUACCACCGUCUUCUGAAAGCCAAACCAAAACAAAGGGAAACAGAACAAGUGUCUUGGACACCAUCAAGAUGAUGGGAAGGGUUUACAGCAAUCCAGUUUACAUCCUCAUAAGUGUGUGCAUGUCAACAUACAUAGUUAUUUUCAUUCCAAUUCUGACUGUGCUUGUUGAUUAUGCCAUAGAUAAAGGAAUCGAUGAAAGUUAUGGGAAAUACCUCAUUAACGGACUUGCUCUCGGAGAUUUAGUUGGAAGGCUUGGUUUUGGUUGGGUGACUGAUAGAGGCAUCAUGACCAUUCCCGCUUUCAUGUGUGCAAUGCUUGUGUUACAAGGAGUCUUUAUCGCUCUCUUCCCAAUGGCCAUGUCACUUUAUGCUUUUAUGGCAACUCUUGUGCUUUACGGAGCGGCAGCAGGAAGUAUGUUGGUGCUGUUUCCGGUACUAGUACUCAAGUAUGUGGAUAUUCACAGUCAAUCAGUGGCUUUAGCAAACGUCGGAUUUCUUUCAGGAUUAGUUUCCUUCUGUGUACCACCAAUGAUAGGAUAUUUCAGGGAUUAUGUGGGAUCGUAUGAUGGUAUGUUCUACUUGGUGGGAGGAGUUUCAGUGAUGUCUGGAGGGAUGUGGUUGAUGGAACCCGUGGUCGUCAAGUACUACUACGGUGAAAGCUUUCAGGACGAAUUGAACAACAAAAACUUGUUCCAAAAUAUUGAAAAACGAACAAAGGAAGAGUCCAAGCCAAGACUUGAAGAAUGUGAUAUCUUUGUUUUGUAUAAAUCGCUUAGUAGAGAGUUUAAAUCACUGAGAAUCAAGAUGGUGGAUUUGGAAGUGCCGGACGAAGGAUGGGCGUGGGUAAUUGCUGGUGCGGCUUGCAUAAUCAACAUGUUGUUAUCCGGAUUAUCCAGGAUGAUCGGUAUUUUGUAUGUUUACGUUUUUCAGCAGUAUCAUGUAACGAGGCAGGAAGCGUCCUUACCUUUCUCUGUAAGGAAUUCUAUACGAAUGUUAUCGGGUCCAUUGGUUGGCAUUGUGGGUCAGAGUUAUGGUAUUCGAUCUGUGACAUUUUGCGGAGGAAUAGUGGCAGCAGCAGGAGCAGCACUUUGUUGGACAGCGCCAAAUAUCUUCUGGUUGACAAUUUUUUGGGGUGGAUUGCAUGGUGUUGGAUUUGCCUUUGCUAACACACUCUUCCAGGUAAUUGUAAAUCAAUAUUUUGAGAAAUAUAGGGCUACAGCAUCAGGAAUAGCUUUAUCAGGAGCUUGUGUUGGAAGUUUGGGUUUUCCCAUAUUGAUCGAAACUGUGCUGGAUUCCUAUGGACUUAGUGGAGGUUUUCUCAUUCUUGCCGGCGUCAUUUUGCAUGUUCUGCCACCUGCACUCAUACUGAAAUCACCGUCUUGGGUGGAAAAUCCCGAAAAAUAUGCUAAACUAUUGGCUAGAAAAAAAGCUGAGCAAGCAAACAAACUGAAAGAAUCCGUUGAAACAAUUAAUACAGAUGUUACAGUCAUUCUUGAGCAACAUGAGCUUGGGAGUGUUUACGACCCCAAAAAAUAUGCUCGCCAGAGAUCACUGAGCAAUCCAGUUGAAGAGCUCGUGUACCCCAUUAACAGUAAAGACAUUUUCUACUCAAAAGGAAACGAGAGAUUUUCAAAUUUUGAGGAAGAACAGAAAGUCGUUUGCAUUCGCUACUUAAUGAAACAGACACACGCUCCGCCUAUCUCUGAAGAAGCAGCUGGAAAAAAUGGAACGUUGCACACAACGGACAAAGCCGCUGAAAAAGAUGGCGAGGUUCCACCGUAUAAUGAAAAACAAAUUAAAGAAAAAGGAAAUGAAAACCCGAGCAUCAUGGAGAGUAUUAGGACCAUGGGAAGGGUGUUCAAAAAUCCAGUUUACAUUCUCAUAAAUGUGUGCGCGUCAACUUACACAAUGAUUUUCAUUCCAAUUCUAACUGUGAUUGUGGAUUACGCCAUAGAUAAAGGAAUCGAUGAGAGUUAUGGGAAAUAUCUCAUUAACGGACUCGCUCUUGGAGAUUUAGUUGGUAGACUUGGCUUUGGUUGGGUGACAGACAAAGACCUCAUGACCAUACCCGCUUUCAUGUGUGGGAUGCUGGUGUUACAAGGAGUCUUCAUUGCCCUUUUUCCAAUGGCCAUGUCAAUUUAUACCUUCAUGACGACUCUGGUGCUCUACGGAAUGGCAGCAGGAAGUAUGUUGGUGCUGUUCCCGGUACUAGUGCUCAAGUACGUCGACAACAACAGCCAAGCUGUGGCUUUGGCAAACGAUGGAUUACUCUCUGGAGUGGUUUCAUUCUCUAUACCUCCAAUGAUAGGAUACUUCAGGGAUUAUGUUGGAUCUUAUGAUGGUAUGUUCUACUUGCUAGGUGGAAUAUCAGUGAUAUCUGGAGGGCUGUGGUUGUUGGAACCUAUUGUCGUGAAGUACUAUUAUGGUGAAAGUUUUCAGGAGGAAUUGAACAGUAAAAACUUAUUUCAAAACAUCGAGAAACAAACAAAUGAAGAAUCCAAACCCAGAUGAUUUCAAGUAAACUUCUGUUGUACACUUCUAGAUGGUUGGCACACUUCUGCAUGACAAUUGAAAUACCUCAGCGAAUACAUGCGUAAUAAGGCACGUAAUGUUCUUCCUCAUACA